Phycodurus eques (leafy seadragon) is the source of this 3306-nucleotide messenger RNA. It is a transcript of the gene edar, whose product is annotated as ectodysplasin A receptor. Gene Ontology annotation, molecular function: signaling receptor activity. Bases 168 to 1736 code for a protein of 522 amino acids. The record is from RefSeq and is a predicted model, not a curated record. Gene Ontology annotation, biological process: positive regulation of canonical NF-kappaB signal transduction; positive regulation of JNK cascade. Gene Ontology annotation, cellular component: plasma membrane. The transcript is spliced from 12 exons. NCBI's taxonomy places the organism in Eukaryota, Metazoa, Chordata, Actinopteri, Syngnathiformes, Syngnathidae.
GUGAAGCAUUCAUAUAGUCAGUCAGUCCCGCAGUGAUGCUGAUCACAGGUUGAUCCUGCUCAGAACGGACAAGGACUGACAGCUGAUCCAUUAGUGCAACAUCCUCGGAGAAAGGAGACUGGCGUGCCCCUUACCUCUCGAGAGGACUGCAGGAAGUGAGAGCAAACAUGCCACAGAGGAGAGGAACAACAAAAUCCAUCUUCCUGUCUUCAAUUUUAGUGUGCUGUAUGCUUGCAAGUGCAGAGUAUUCCAGCUGUGGAGAGUAUGAGUUCUUAAACCAGACCAGUAACAGCUGUCAGGCAUGCCCACAGUGCCAGCCAGGACAGGAACCACACAUGACCUGUGGCUAUGGUGUGAAGGAUGAGGACUUCUCCUGUGUACCAUGUCCACAUGGGAAGUACUCCAAAGGCAAAUACGAGAUCUGCAGACGACACAAAGACUGUGACGCUCUCUACAAAGCCACAGUGCGUGCCGUGGGAACGCCAGACAGUGAUGCAGAGUGCGGACCUUGUUUACCAGGGUACUACAUGCUGGAGAACAGACCGAGAAACCUCUAUGGGAUGGUUUGUCACUCCUGCCAGAAUGCACCACCCAACACCAAAGAAUGCAUGCAGACUAAUGGGCCAGUACAAAAACCUCAAGUCGAUCCAGGCAGCACAACCGUGUUCCCCCAUCUCCAAAAAGAUCCAACAGGACAAAGUCACCUAGCAUCGGCUCUCAUUAUCGCCAUGUCAACCAUCUUUGUCAUGGCUAUUGCAAUUGUUCUCAUCAUUAUGUUUUACAUCCUGAAGGCCAAGUCAAGUGGGCAGGCAUGUUGCAGUGGACAAGUGAAAUCAGUUGAAGCUCAGACCAGCAAACAAGAGGACAAGAAAGACAUCCCUGAUAAGGUGGUGAUCUACUCAGAAAAAGAUGAGUUUGACAAACUUCAGGCCUCACCUCAGAUGCCAGUUAAAAGUGAAAACGAUGCCUCGUCAGAAAAUGAGCAGUUGCUGAGCCGCAGCAUCGACAGCGACGAGGAGGCGACAUUGGAGAAGCAGGGCUCCGCAGAGACAAACAAUCUGACCCCCAAUUCGGGCCUCAUCAAUUUGGGUAACAAGCCAGACCUCUGCCUGCUCACUGUGGGAGUCCUGGACACCGAUCACGCAUGCAACGGGACCGCCAACCUUGCCGCUAGCCCCAAGAGCAACCUCCCCAGUCCUAGCCACAUGGGCAGUGUCAACCACAUCCCCAGCGCUAACCACAUCAGCAAUGUGACCGCAAUCAACAAUAGCAAUAAAAACCCAGGGAUGUUACAGAGUCGCAGGAAAAAGAUCCUGGAUCUGUAUGCUAAAGUGUGCAAUGUGACAGAGGGGCUGAGCCCCACAGAGCUUCCCUUCGACUGCCUGGAGAAAGCCAGCCGCAUGCUGAGCUCCUCCUACAGCAGCGAGGCCGCCGUGGUCAAGACAUGGAGGCACCUGGCUGAGAGCUUUGGCCUGAAGCGCGAUGAAAUCGGUGGCAUGAGCGACGGCUUGCAACUCUUUGAGAGGGUGAGCACCGCAGGAUACAGCAUCCCUGACCUGCUCACCCGCCUGGUGCAGAUCGAGAGGCUGGACGCUGUCGAGUCACUGUGCUCGGACGUUCUGGGAGGCAAUGACAUGGCGAGUGCGGGUGGCCGGCAGGGCAUCAGCAGUUUCCAUAGCCAACUGGUGUGCCCGUCACCAUGCCAGCCCCCCUCGCAACGCUGCGCUAGUGUCUAAAAACACGAGAAGCAGAAACUCUUAAAGUUGAAAUCUGCCUUAAUGGAAGAUGCAUACAGUGACUAGACUGUACCCUCCCUCAUCACAUGAAGAACGUUGGUGGACCUCAGUGGAUAAGUCAAGAAGAUGCACAUUAAACAUUGUAAUUAAUAUUGGCUACAGAAUUUGAGAAAAAGAGUUUGUUUUUUAUUGCCAGUAGGCUUCUGUACAGAUGGUUUCACAUCUGUUAGAAUUUGAACUUUAUGGAAAAACGUAGCGACAAAAUCAUUGAAUUAAUCAGGACAAAGCUGUAGUUUCUCUGAAUUUAAAAAUGUUUUACAUUUCCUACAGAUGCAUGCUUCCAAUUUUGUAGAAAAACUUUGUAGAAGGCCCUUUUCUAUGUGGAAAACCUUAAAAGUUAAGAGUCUUGAUCCCAACUCCAUCAAACACCUUUGAGGUGAACAAGAAUAGAUAUUCCUCCUAUUAAUUUUGUUGUCAACGUUUCAAUCAAUUAGUAGUAGUAGUAGUAGUAGGAGAGUACGCUAUAUAGCUUUCCUGGAUGUGGAAAGCAUGUACAAUGCACACUCAAAUGUAACUUUUUGUACAGGAAGGGUUCACCGACUCAUAUGUACACGUUUGUACAUUUGCACAUGUAGUCAUAGAUUUACAGACAUUUCACACAUGUGCCUUUACAGCUCCACACACACGGAGCAAACAUCAGUCUUACACCAACGACUUCCUCUUCAGCAACCUUGUAUGUGACCCCAACCCAACCUCCAUACCCCUCAUAACUUUUCCUUCCCUUUUUACCUCAAUGCUGCCGCCAGAUUUAACUACUGGGUGUGUAACUCCCCAGGGCCCCUAAUAGUUUAAAGUGUUGUGGUUUAUAUAGUGGGUGCAAAGUGCCUGUGAUUUCCACCACCCAAUUAAGCAUUUAGGGCCAUUUAACCAAUGAAAGUCCAGUGGAAAAGUCGUAAAAAUAUGUAGCCACAGCAGGGGCAUGACUAACUGGUCAAUCCAGCUGACAUGGACAAAUGGGGGUGGAAUUUAAUACUACAACAGCAAGAACACAACUCAAAAGACAAUGCUUGAUUUUAUUCCUUUAUCAUCAGCAUCAGAAUCAUGUCAGUGAAUCAAAAGCACAAGUUUAAGACUCACUCCACUUUGUAACUUUUUUUAUUUUAUAUUUUACAUUGUAAUAGCUGGGGCUGGACUCUGUCAUUCUAGCAUGAAUUCAUAUAUUUUUUACAGCAAUAAAUAAAAACCUCAAACUAUUAAAUAUAGUGCCUUGUUCAAGCUAUGCCAUCUUUGUGAAAUCCACUUUGCUGUUUGCCGAAAUGUUCGUAAAUGAUCUAAUUGUUGGACUGAACUUAAGUGGUCCCCACAACUGUUUUUAGACGGGCAACAUCUUACUUGUUAUAGAGUAUAUCAGUCCUGAAGAGACACAGAACAUUAAUGGGAUACCUCAGUGGCACCAGCCAUGUAGCAGUGUCAUAGAACUUAUGGAAACAGACUCAAUUUCAUCACAGAACCUGUCUGAUUGUAUAUAUAACUUAUUAUUGUACAUAAUAUAUAUUUUAAUAAAAAAAGU